UCCCGGCAGGUGAUCCAAUACCAGACGGUGCGAUACGACGUACUGCCCCUCUCCCCCGUCUCCCGCAACCGCCUCAACCAGGUGAAGAGGAAGAUCCUCGUCUUGGACCUGGACGAGACCCUGAUCCACUCGCACCAUGACGGCGUGCUGCGGCCCACCGUGCGCCCGGGGACCCCCCCGGACUUCAUCCUCAAGGUCGUCAUCGACAAACACCCCGUCCGGUUCUUCGUGCACAAGCGGCCCCAUGUGGAUUUCUUCCUGGAGGUGGUGAGCCAGUGGUACGAGCUGGUGGUGUUCACGGCCAGCAUGGAGAUCUACGGCUGCGCCGUGGCCGACAAGCUGGACAACAACCGCAGCAUCCUCAACCGGCGCUACUACCGGCAGGUGGGCGGGGCCCGGGGCAGGGCUUGA
This is a messenger RNA of Haliaeetus leucocephalus (bald eagle), 411 nucleotides long. It is a transcript of the gene CTDNEP1, whose product is annotated as CTD nuclear envelope phosphatase 1. The annotation marks the transcript as partial. NCBI's taxonomy places the organism in Eukaryota, Metazoa, Chordata, Aves, Accipitriformes, Accipitridae. The transcript has 4 exons. The record is from RefSeq and is a predicted model, not a curated record. Gene Ontology annotation, molecular function: protein serine/threonine phosphatase activity.